Sorghum bicolor (sorghum) is the source of this 632-nucleotide messenger RNA. RefSeq lists its product as uncharacterized. The record is from RefSeq and is a predicted model, not a curated record. NCBI's taxonomy places the organism in Eukaryota, Viridiplantae, Streptophyta, Magnoliopsida, Poales, Poaceae. Bases 7 to 372 code for a protein of 121 amino acids. The transcript is spliced from 2 exons.
GAGCCCAUGGUGUCUCCCGGCGCCGCCGCUGCAGCCGCCGCCGCCGUCUGCUGCAUGUGCGGCGACCAAGGGCUGCCGGACGAGCUCUUCCAGUGCGCCGUCUGCCUCCAGCGGCUGCAGCACAGAUACUGCAGCGACCAGUACCCAAGGAUGGCGGCGUACUCGACCUGCAACUGGUGCCUGGGAGACAAGCAAGUCGGCGAAGGUUCGCCGUCGCCGUCGCCGGCGGCGGCUAAGGCGCUGACGACGGCGAGGGCAAAACAGAGAGCGGCGGCGUCAAGGCUGAACGGUUCUCGUGGCCAUCAUGGCGACAAGCUAGGUUGCACCGAUACGGGAUACGGAUACGGCGAUACCGAUACGGCGAUACGUUGAUACGGCAUUUUUAGAAAACAAGGAUACGCCGAUACGGCAAGUAUAUAAAUAUAUAAAAAAAAAUCAGAAUACUUCUAUUAAGAAUAAUUUUUACUCUAGUAGAAUAAUCAACAAAUAGAGAUGACAAAAUAUAGACAUGGCUAGUACAAUGAAGCAUUUAAGAUACUUGGUUUCACACUAGCAGAAAACUAAAUAUUGUUUUUAAUAUCCUUACAGCAGAAUAAUAAAUAUUAGGAUACUAUAAGUUUUAGGCUAAGUUC